Molecule: messenger RNA, 1350 nt
Organism: Pelagomonas calceolata
Lineage: Eukaryota; Pelagophyceae; Pelagomonadales; Pelagomonadaceae
Source: the annotation of a GenBank genome assembly
AUGGCUAACUCGUACCAACAAAGAGUCCUGCGGCGCCAGCUGUCGGCAGCUGACUACCUCGGUUCGAGGGGCGCCGAUGGCAUAGAUGCGUUGCGGAGAUUAGUGGCCGAGACGGAGGCUAGCGAUGGCGAGGCGCUCGUCGCACUGCCAAGAAAUUGGCAGUGCGCCAUCCCGCUCAAGGGCGCGUGCAUGAACGGCCACGUGCGGACGCUGGCGUACCUCGUGGACGCCUGCCGGGCGGACGUCGACUUGGUGGAUGAAGAGACUGGUGACACGGCGGCGCACGUCGCGGUGUCGUGGGGCCGGCUCGACGCCGUCGCGUGGCUGCUGGUGCCUGUGUGGAAAUCGAAUUUACGGCGCGUUCGCAGCACCCCGACACACUGGUUGAUUUCCACGCAGGCUCGCGAGGGGCGCGCGCCACGACGUCCGCGACCGCGCGGGCCUCACGCUCGCCGGCGCGGCGCGGCGGCGGCUCGAGCUGCUGGAUAGAGGCGACAUCGACGCUGAACGAUUGCGGGCGCGAGGCAUGGACAUCGACGCGCUGCGCGACGAGGGCGCGCAGCUCGCGAAGCUGCUCGGGGCCGUGGAGAGGGCGGGCGGCUGGUCGGCAUUCGCGGCCAAGUUCCCGCAGCGGCCACGCGUGCGCCGCGCCGCGCCGUGGCUCGGCGCCGCGUCGGACCGCGCGGCGCUCGCCGUUUGCUUUGCGAAUGCGGUGCGCGCCAAAGAUGUGGUUAAAGUUGUUGAAGUGAAGACGACGGCGGCGCAGCAGCGCAAGCGGGCGAACGCGUUAAGUAAACGCAUCGCCGCCGCGGAGUACGCCGCCGCGACGGCCGCGAAAGCAUCAAUACGAGCCGACGACCCGCCGCUGGAGGUCGCCCUACUCAAUGCGGGCCUGACGUCCUCGGCGCCGGGCGAACAUAAUCUCGUCGACCCGGUGUUUCCCCGCGCGCUGCGCUGGCUGAACGCGACGACUGUGGAUGAUGUGCGAAGUUUAGAACGGGAAGAAGUCUCGCAGGUCGACGGGCCGUCGUCGGCCGACCGGCGGAAGCUGUGGCUGUUUUGCGUCGCGCAGCGCGAGGCGCUCGAGACCGCCGUCACGGAAGCGACGAAAACUGCGGUGGCCGAGGUGCGCGAGCUCGAGGCGGUCAAAAGGGCGGCCUCGCGGCCCGUGGACCCGCGCGCGGCCAUCGCGUUCCGCGUGCCGGAGGCGUGCUUCGUGCGGAUCGCGCGGUUCCUCUACCACGCGCCGCGGCCGCCGCCGACGCCUCCUCCGCUCGACGCCGAAAUUCUUGGGCUGCUGGAGGGGUUCGUGCGGCGGCCGCCUCCUCCUGGUUAAUGUUAUUUUUGUUG